Erythranthe guttata (spotted monkey flower) is the source of this 1074-nucleotide messenger RNA. RefSeq names its product protein trichome birefringence-like 38. Gene Ontology annotation, molecular function: O-acetyltransferase activity. The record is from RefSeq and is a predicted model, not a curated record. NCBI's taxonomy places the organism in Eukaryota, Viridiplantae, Streptophyta, Magnoliopsida, Lamiales, Phrymaceae. Gene Ontology annotation, cellular component: Golgi apparatus.
AUGGGAUUUAAGCAGCAAACUCUGUUAAGCAUUUUUCUAUUAUUCACUGUGUCAGCAAAUUCAGAUUUAAUUGAAGAAAAAAAUGUUGAAGAUGGGGACUUAAUAGCAAAUAAAUGCAAUUUAUUUCAGGGUCAAUGGGUUUAUAAUUCAUCGUCAAACCCUUUAUAUGAUUCUUCAAGCUGCCCAUAUAUUGAUACUUAUGAUUGCCAGAAAUUUGGCCGUACAGACAAACAGUACCUCAAGUACACGUGGAAACCUAUGUCUUGUAAUUUACCAAGAUUUGAUGGUGUUGAUUUAUUGAGGAGAUGGAAAGGAAAGAAUAUAAUGUAUGUGGGAGAUUCAAUAAGUUUAGAUCAAUGGUCUUCAAUUGCUUGUAUGUUACAUGCUUCGGUUCCAAAUGCUAAGACAACCUAUGUGAGGGAAUACCCAAUUUCUUACAUCAAAUUCGAGGAAUAUGGAGUGACAAUAUAUUUUUAUCAAAGCCAUUACUUUGUAGACAUAGACAAAGAAGCAAGAGGCAGGGUACUAAAAUUAGACCACAUUGGGGAACAAGGAAAUGCAUGGAAAGGGAUGGACUUUCUCAUUUUCAACACGUGGCACUGGUGGACUUUCACCGGAAAUGUUCAAGAAUGGGACUAUGUUCAAUAUGGUUCCCGCGUAGUCAAAGAUAUGGACCGUCUAGUGGCGUUUGACCAUGGUUUGACCACUUGGGCUAGAUGGGUUGACCAAAAUAUUGACCCUUCUAAGACCAAAGUCUUCUUUCAAGGGAUUUCUCCGGAUCACUAUGUGGGUCAAGAAUGGGGAUCGAAAUCGAACUGCGCCGGUGAACAACAGCCAAUCAAUGGCUCGAGGUAUCCAACAGGGAGGCCAAAAGCAGCCAGAAUAGUGGAUAUUGUGCUCGGUAGUAUGAAGAAACCGGUUUCUCUGCUCGAUAUAACAAUUCUUUCGCAGCUAAGAAAAGACGCUCACCCGUCGAGCUAUACUAAAGACCAUGUCAGCACGGAUUGCACACAUUGGUGCCUACCGGGAUUGCCCGAUACUUGGAACGAGCUCUUGUAUGCAGCACUUGUUUGA